AUGGCUGAACAAGAGCUUAGAGUAAGGAGGAUUGAAGAUUGGAAACAAAGAGGAAUAAUUUGGAGAUCAGGGUUUCAAGAAUCGGGGAUUCGUUUUGGAAGUUUCUUGGCCAUUGGAACUGUUAGAGGAUUCCCAAGAAGUGGAUCAUAUUUCAAGGUUAAGAUAUUUGGUGCCAAUACUUUGGAAAUAAACUAUUCCAAUAUAAAAUCUGUUGAAGAAGUUGUUGAAGCUAAAGAAGGAGUUGAAGUGAGUGGUGAUAGUGAUAAGAGUUUAGGUGAAGGUGAAAUACCCCUUCAAGCUCAAAGGACAAUAAAAAAUGGCAAGAGAAAAAAUAGUGUGGAUUUGUAUACUACCCAGCCAAUAUUCUCAGAUGGGGACAGAGGAGACAUGACUAAGAAGGCUAAAAAUUGCUCAUCAAUUGAAGUUCUUAAUGAGAGUGACAAUAAUGAGAAUCCCUUUUUUAAUGUUACAUUGCCACAAUCUUAUGCCCAUGGCUGCAGGAUGGCGAUACCAAGUAAUUUUUCAAGAGCACACUUGAACAAAUUUAAAGGGAUUGCAAAUUUAAGAGUUGGUGAGGACAAGACUAUGGAAGUGAAUGUGAACUUUGAAGAUAAUAAUAGAAGAUCUGUUUUGACUACUGGUUGGAAAUCAUUUAACCAAAAAUAUAACUUAGAAGUUGGUGAUAAAUGUAAAUUUGUGAUGACUCAAAGAGAACCACUAUUAUUUACUGUUACUAUUACUCCAUCAAGGGAGCAAUCAAUUUCAAAGAAAUUAAAAUCUCAAGGUUAUAAAGAAGGGACCUCUUCUUGUGGUGAUAAUCCAAAGAGAAAAGUAUUUAAAGGAACUUCUAGGAGCUGCCAAACAAAUCAUCUUCUUGGAAGUAAGGACAGUGGAGGCAUGAUUAAGAAAGCUAAAAAUUGCUCACCGGUUGAAGUUGUUAAUGAGAGUGACAAUAAUGAGAAUCCCUUUUUUUAUGUUACAUUGUCAAAAUCUUACGUCCAUGGCAGCAAUAUGUUGGUGAUACCAUGUAAUUUUUCAAGAGCACACUUGAACAAAUUUAAAGGGAUUGCAAAUUUAAGAGUUGGUGAGGACAAGACUAUGGAAGUGAAUGUGACGUUUGAAGAAGCCAAAAGAAGAUCUCUUGUGACUACUGGUUGGAAAUCAUUUAACCAAAAAUAUAACUUACAGGUUGGUGAUGAAUGUAAAUUUGUGAUGACUCAAAGAGAACCACUUUCAUUCACCGUUACUAUUACUCCAUCAAGGGAGCAAUCAAGCUCAAAGAAAUUAAAAUCUCAAGGUUAUAAAGAAGGGACCUCUUCUUGUGGUGAUAAUUCAAAGAGAAAAGAAUUUAAAGGAACUUCUAGGAGCUGCCCAACAAAUCAUCUUGAAAAUUCAGAAGGUGAUAAUGUGAAGAAACCUAAAACAUUCAAGAUUGAUGUGUAUUCCAAAUACUCGAAUGUUCCAAAGGAGUUUAUGAAAAGAGGAAGUCAUGAAAACUUUCUGGAGUUGAAAAUGGGGGGACGAUCAUGGUCUGUAAAAGUGAAUUAUUAUGAUAGUAUUCAUGGUUAUAGAUUCUCUGGAGGUUGGAGACAAUUCAUAAAAGAAUGCAAAGUGGAGAUUGGAGAUACUCUUCUCUUUAAGUUGAUUGAUGAGAGCAAGUUUGUGUUUGAUGUUUCAAUUGUAGGAAAAAAUCCCUUAGCUGCUUGUUCUAUUGUUCUUUAAGGUACUAUUUAAUUGAACAUUUUCUUUGUUUUGCUCUUUCAAGUGCUAGAUGUUUAGCUCUACGAUUUUAAGCUUUGUAUUUUGUUCUUGUAAACUUCUAUGUUUCAUUUGAAUCUA
Messenger RNA from Medicago truncatula (barrel medic), 1839 nucleotides. RefSeq names its product putative B3 domain-containing protein Os03g0621600. Gene Ontology annotation, molecular function: DNA binding. The record is from RefSeq and is a predicted model, not a curated record. The coding region runs from base 1 to 1722 and encodes 573 amino acids. NCBI's taxonomy places the organism in Eukaryota, Viridiplantae, Streptophyta, Magnoliopsida, Fabales, Fabaceae. The transcript is spliced from 12 exons.